GCGACGGAGAUCGAAAGUGGUCUUAUUUGCAGCAUCGCGUUGCCCACUCGUCGACUGCGGCGGCCGAGGAAUAAAUUUCUCCUUCUAAAGUCCUCCUCACACGACUGUCCACAGUAUAACGAACGAUAAUCGUGCACGAAAUGGAUGAACUAUCCAGAUAUUACCAGCACCUAUACCGUACCUAACCUGCUACCACCGUGGCCGUGGUGCGAUUGUUCUAAACACCAUCUACCGCGUUAUUUUUUUUUUAAUUUUAUCUUUAGUUUUGGUUUUCUUUCCAGUACUAAGCAAUAUUGAAUUAUUCAAAAUUAAAGUAAAUACAACGCAUAAUAGUGGUUCAAAUCGUACAAAUAUGAAUUCGUGGACGAAUACUGCUAGAAGUGUAAUUUUGUUCCUGACGUUGUUCAUGUGUUUUUUCGCUGUUCGAAGUCAGACAGUCGUCCCUAGAACUGGCCAUAAGAUAAACGAACCACAAGGUGGUGAUAUAGUCAGGCAGAAUAGCAUUACGCAGCAAAUACUGGCGCAGUACCUGCAAAAGCGUCUGAUCAGGGCGGGCGGGAGUGCUCAACAAAUCGUUCAGCCACAGUUGCUAUUGCCGACCGGUGGAAACGAUUUGACGGCCGGUGUCGUCGGUUUAAAUAAUAACGGUAUUCAGAGAAAUGUCGCCGAAAAUCUUUACGACGGACGUCCCGAUGACGAUGACGAUUCCAUCGAAGACGCGCGAUAUUAUCAAGGUGAAUGCAGCAACAAUAAUUGUGUCGAAGAUAGCGCUUCUGUCAUAAAUAAGUGGUCAUUGCCACUUUUACGAUCGGGAGACAAAAAAUUAUACCUGGGAAUAUUUUUUAAGGCUAACUGGUACAAAGCCGCUCAAUACUGUAGAUAUCAUGGAAUGCAUUUGGCUAGCAUAAGUAGCCAAGAAGAGAAUGACAAAUUGGAAAAAUACAUUAAAGACAAUGGCUUAGGUCAUGAACACUUUUGGACUUCUGGUACGGAUCAAGCAGAAGAAGGAUCAUUCUUUUGGUUAGCCAAUGGCCGGCCGAUUGGAUUUACUAACUGGAAUGCCGGGGAACCGAACAAUUUUAAAUAUGAAAAUGGCGAAGAGGAACAUUGUUUAGAGUUAUGGAAUCGAGACGGCAAAGGUCUAAAAUGGAACGAUUCACCAUGUUCGUUUGAAACUUUUUUUGUAUGUGAAAUGUGAAGAAUUAUAGGAAAAAAAUCAUUAAGAAUAAUUGAAUUAAUUGUACUAUAAAAAUAUUGAGCAUUACUAUAAUUUAUAUUUGUAUCACAUUAGAUUUAAUUUGUAAAUAAUUGUAUUAGAUAAAUCUCUCAAUAAAUUUAGAUUUAAUUAUUUAAAUAAAAAAAAAAUAGUUUCUAAACUGAUUAAAAUAUAUGUAUUAUUGUAAAAGGUAAGUUAUCAGUUAAGUAAAUAUUAAGAAAAAACCUUUAAAAUAUAAAUAUAAUUAGAUUUACGUUUAUAUAGUAACAUCAAACUAGAUAAAAUGUUAAAAGGUAAUAUAAAAAACACUCCAAAAUUUUUUGGAUGUAUGUUUAUAUAAUAGAAAAAAUGUUUUAAUUAUUUUUAGUUGUUAUUUAAUUAAUUUUUAACACUUUCAACGCCCCCCGCGAUUUCGGCAGUUACACCGCGAUGUCACGUCGAUGGCAUUAGAAACACAACUUUGCAGUCAACUCUACAUUGAUUCAUAAAAUUGUAAUUUGACAUUUGUAAUAUUACAUUUUUAUUAAUAGUUUUUACCAGUCUUAUGGUCA
Messenger RNA from Aphis gossypii (cotton aphid), 1767 nucleotides. Its product is annotated as mannose-binding protein C-like. Gene Ontology annotation, cellular component: external side of plasma membrane. NCBI's taxonomy places the organism in Eukaryota, Metazoa, Arthropoda, Insecta, Hemiptera, Aphididae. The transcript has 5 exons. The record is from RefSeq and is a predicted model, not a curated record. Gene Ontology annotation, biological process: biological process involved in interspecies interaction between organisms. Bases 353 to 1198 code for a protein of 281 amino acids. Gene Ontology annotation, molecular function: carbohydrate binding.